UUUGGUCAUUUCUCGUCCUUUUCGGCUCUUCUCCUUCCGAAACUCUCUUUUCCCUUUUUUUCUCUGUCUCUGGGCUGACUUGACAGCAGCGCACCGAUCAGCCGCAACGGAAGAUUGACCAGUGCGGGGCUGCGUUCCGUCGAUUCUCUCUCUCUUUGCUCGACUGUUCAACUGUUCAACUGUUCUCAUCUGCCUAGUCGGUUGCUCCAUCGACAGUCGCGUCAUCUGAAUCAAGUGACAAUCGUAUAUAUCUCAUUAAUUCAAGACACAACCGGAAAAGGAAGAGACCCUCUCUCCUCAAACGCCCCCCUCCAACAAACAAACAAACAAAAAAAAAAUCCAAGACAGCAACGGAUACCCACCUUUUCCCCCCUCUCCACCCCCCACCAACCCUCGGAGUCUCGCCUGACUGAACAUCAAAGCCCCUCCUCUCGUCCUCUUUCUCUCUCUCUCAUCUCGUUCUUAUUAUCCGACUCCACCUUUUCCGACCUCGACUUUUCUUCUUUCUUUCUUCUUCUUUCUUCCCUCCUUUCUCUCUCUCGCUCUCUCUCUCUCUCCCUCCUUCGCUCUCUAUUCCCCUCCAGUUUCCUUUUCUCGUCCACUCUUCGUCGAUCGUUCUCGGCUCUCUCCGAUCGCAAUGGCCGAUUUACAAGGUCGGAAGGUCUUCAAGGUCUUCAACCAGGAUUUCGUCGUCGAUGAGCGCUACAACGUCACCAAGGAGUUGGGUCAGGGUGCCUACGGGAUCGUUUGUGCCGCCCAGAACAUUCAGACCGGUGAUGGCGUUGCCAUCAAGAAGGUCACCAAUGUCUUUAGCAAGAAGAUCUUGGCCAAACGCGCCUUGAGAGAAAUCAAGCUCCUCCAGCACUUCCGUGGCCACCGCAACAUUACGUGCCUCUACGAUAUGGAUAUUCCCCGACCUGACAACUUCAAUGAGACGUACUUGUAUGAAGAACUGAUGGAGUGCGAUCUGGCCGCCAUCAUCCGUUCCGGACAGCCCUUGACCGACGCCCACUUCCAAUCCUUCGUCUACCAGAUCCUCUGCGGUCUGAAGUACAUCCACUCGGCGAAUGUCCUCCACCGAGAUCUCAAACCCGGAAACUUGCUGGUCAAUGCGGACUGCGAGCUCAAGAUCUGCGACUUCGGUCUGGCUCGUGGGUUCUCGAUCGAUCCGGAGGAGAAUGCGGGAUACAUGACUGAAUAUGUCGCGACGCGGUGGUACCGGGCCCCGGAGAUCAUGUUGAGCUUCCAGAGCUACACGAAAGCCAUCGAUGUGUGGUCCGUGGGCUGCAUUCUGGCCGAACUGCUCGGCGGCCGCCCCUUCUUCAAGGGCCGCGACUACGUGGAUCAGCUCAACCAGAUCCUGCACUACCUCGGCACCCCCAACGAGGAGACCCUGAGCCGCAUCGGCUCUCCCCGAGCCCAAGACUACGUGCGCAACCUGCCCUACAUGCCCAAGAUCCCCUUCCAGCGCCUCUUCCCCAACGCCAACCCAGACGCCCUCGACCUCCUCGACCGCAUGCUCGCCUUCGACCCGACCUCCCGCAUGUCCGUCGAAGACGCCCUGGAGCACCCCUACCUGCACAUCUGGCACGACGCCUCCGACGAGCCCAACUGCCCCACAACCUUCGACUUCCACUUCGAAGUCGUCGAAGACGUCGGCGAGAUGCGACGCAUGAUCUACGACGAGGUGGUCUCCUUCCGCGCCACCGUCCGCCAGCAGGCGCAGGCGCAGGCCGCCGCCCAGCAGCAGCAGAUGGCCCAGCAGACCAACGUCCCCAUCCCCGAGAACCACCAGCAGGGCGGAUGGAAGCACGAGGAGCCCAAGCCGCAGGAAGCGCUGGCCGCAAGCGGUGGACCCCCCAACGAUCUGGAAUCGUCGCUGCAGCGCGGGAUGGAUGUGCAAUAGAUGCUAUCUGCUAUAUGCUAUAUAGUUUUGACUUUGUUUUGAUUCUUUGAUUGCUUCAUCUGCUGUUUUGUGAUUUCUAGCUCUCAUGGAUGCUGGUGUCCUGUCAUUUUUGUUUUUAUUCAUUCACAUCUUUUUUGUUGUUGUUGUUGCUGUUGCUGUUGC
This is a messenger RNA of Aspergillus candidus, 2068 nucleotides long. It is a transcript of the gene mpkA, whose product is annotated as mitogen-activated serine/threonine-protein kinase SLT2. The coding region runs from base 638 to 1906 and encodes 422 amino acids. The record is from RefSeq and is a predicted model, not a curated record. Gene Ontology annotation, cellular component: cytoplasm; nucleus. Lineage: Eukaryota; Fungi; Ascomycota; Eurotiomycetes; Eurotiales; Aspergillaceae. The transcript is spliced from 5 exons. Gene Ontology annotation, biological process: intracellular signal transduction; protein phosphorylation. Gene Ontology annotation, molecular function: MAP kinase activity; ATP binding.